This is a messenger RNA of Hemibagrus wyckioides, 950 nucleotides long. Its product is annotated as cornifelin-like. Bases 157 to 504 code for a protein of 115 amino acids. Gene Ontology annotation, cellular component: cornified envelope. The record is from RefSeq and is a predicted model, not a curated record. The transcript has 4 exons. Lineage: Eukaryota; Metazoa; Chordata; Actinopteri; Siluriformes; Bagridae.
GCAUGAACAUGAUGUUCUCUUAUGAUCAAGCCACUGUGAGGUUUGUAGACAGCCUCGGAAACAUUGCAGGCGUGGUGUCACAACUUCCUUUUUGCACUCAUAGAUUUAGAUAGACAGGCUCGAGAGUAGCAGACAAGAGCACGCCAGUUCAUCGCCAUGUCAAACCCAGUCAUUAGUCAUCAACCUGGUGCAGCUUCUUACGGCACCAACGUGCAGACAGGAGAGUGGAGCACAGGCCUGUGCUCAUGCUGUAAUGACCUGCUUAUCUGUGCCCUUGGUUGCAUCUGUCCAAUUGCAGUGGGCUGCUACACAGCAAACAAGUAUGGUGAGAAUGCAUGCCUAGCAUGUGUUCCUGGUGGGAUGGCAGCUAUGAGGACACACAUGAGACUGACCUACGGCAUCCAAGGUACAAUAUGCAAUGACGCCCUGAUGACCUGCUGCUGUGGAAUAUUUGAGACUUGUCGAAUGGCCAGAGAAAUUCGUAUUAGAAAUGGAGAGGCCUAAUAUUUCUACAGUAAUUUUGUGCUUUGUAGCAGAUAACCCCAUCACUGCAGGCUAUAGAUUUGUAUUGUCCUUUUUUUUUUCUUUCUGUUUUGUAAGAAAUAUUUUCUUGGCUUUUCCCAGACUGCUACACAUUUAAAAUAGACUGUUCAAUUUGAAGGUGUUUUUUAUAAAUAUGUGAAAACAACUUCAAAUUGAACAGUCUAUUUUAAAAACCCAAAGAAAAUAUUUAUGUAAAUUUCUAUGUCUGGGGAAAAAAAUUUGGUUUGGGCAAAAAAAAUAUAUAUAUUUUUAAAUAUUAUUUUAUUUUAUUGUCUUUGCUCUACUUUAAAGAAAAUAUAAUAUAUGUAACCAAAAAUGUGGAAAUUUUUCACUCUGCACAGAUAUCACUGGACAAUAUUUGAAACUUUUUUUAAUGACCUAAUAAAAAGGCAUAAUAAACAAACAGA